AUGCUUCCGAUCAUUCUCUUAAUAUCCUUAUUAGCUUUAUCUUCUGAAGCCGUCUUCACCCAAUUCGUUGGUGUCAAGGGAGUUCUUAUGUGUGGUGAUAAGCCUUUGGCCAACACCAAGGUGAAGCUAUACGAUGAUGAUAGCGGUCCGGACCUCGAUGAUCUCCUCGCCGAGGGAACAACAGAUUCUCUUGGUCAAUUCUUGCUGUCUGGACACACUUCGGAGGUGAUGACCAUUGAUCCGAAGCUCAAUAUUUAUCAUGACUGCGAUGAUGGAAUUACGCCUUGCCAACGAAAAGUGACGUUCAACAUUCCAAAAGCGUUUGUCUCGUCCGGCGAGAACGCAAAGAUGUUCUUCAAUAUUGGACAAGUCAACAUGCAAAUCGAAUUCGAAGUGCUUCAAAAACGCGAUAUCGCUAGUAACAUUGCGCUCGAUGAUCCGAAUGCGCGAUGCCGAAAUGGCGGGAUUUACACCGGCGGAAUAUGCCAUUGCAUUCAUCCGCACACCGGCAAGUCUUGCGAGCAUUUCGCUUGUGUCCACGGAAUCUCUGUCGGUUUGCGCUAUGACCCGGAAAGUUUACUAUUCGCUGAGCCGUGCAUUUGCGAUUCGGGCUGGGCCGGUGAAUUGUGCACUUAUAAACCAGAUGACAAAUGCCAAGAUCGAGGCGAAUGGAAGAACAAUCGAUGCGAGUGUAUUGGCUUCUUCUUCGGAAGCGAAUGCCAGUAUACGAGUCGGUGUGUUGAGGGAAAGAUAUUGCAUGGAAGAUGCAUUUGCAACGAUCGAUUCGAAGGGGACUACUGUGAUCGAAUCAUAUGCGAUUUUGGAACGCCUAACUUCUUCAAUAGAUCCUUGUCUUGCAUUUGCCCGGAGAAGUACACCGGAAGACACUGCAACCAGUGCAAGAAGACUGGUCCUCUUGUCGAGAAAUACCCGGUGUGCACUUUCAGCAUCGCCAAAAAGAAGACCUAUGAGCAUGCGAUGGAGAUUCGUCGGAAGGCGAAAGCGCAAAUGCGAAAACGAAUAUGGAUUAUCUCGGUGUGCGUUCUAGCUCUUGCUAUUGUUGCCGCAUUCGCAUUCUGUGUUCAUAUGGUUCAUCGAGAUGCGAAAAAGGCUGAGGAAGAGAGGCGCAAUCGGAUGAGAGACGAGAGGCACAUAUUGCUCACCAAUCAAGUUAAACUUCAAAAAUUGUAA
Caenorhabditis bovis is the source of this 1191-nucleotide messenger RNA. The record is from the annotation of a GenBank genome assembly. Lineage: Eukaryota; Metazoa; Nematoda; Chromadorea; Rhabditida; Rhabditidae.